This is a messenger RNA of Exophiala oligosperma, 1350 nucleotides long. RefSeq lists its product as uncharacterized. Gene Ontology annotation, cellular component: oligosaccharyltransferase complex. The coding region runs from base 76 to 1062 and encodes 328 amino acids. Lineage: Eukaryota; Fungi; Ascomycota; Eurotiomycetes; Chaetothyriales; Herpotrichiellaceae. The record is from RefSeq and is a predicted model, not a curated record. The transcript has 3 exons.
AGUAGACCAAGAGUCUCAAGACGUCUCACCAGCAUCACAACGCACUGGAGACCUCGUGCAGCCCCCCAUUAAACAAUGUACCUGUUCAAAUAUCUGGCGCUCGCCGCGCUUUCCCUGGCCACGGUCUCGGCCAGAAAGGCCUCGACGACCAAGUUCGACACCUACUUCUCCAAGCAGGCCAGCUCAGCACCGUUCGAACUCGACGAGAAAGGUUACAAUGAGCUGACGACCGCACCACGAGACUAUUCUCUCGCCGUCCUACUCACGGCCCGCGACGCGAGAUACGCGUGCGGACUGUGCAAGGAAUUCGACCCGGAAUGGAACAUCUUGGGCCGCAGCUGGCAGAAGGGGGACAAACACGGAGACCACAGACUGCUCUUGAGCACCGUGGAUUUUGACAAUGGGAGAAACAUUUUCAUGAAGCUUCAACUACAAACUGCACCGGUCCUCCUCUUCUUCCCACCUACCGUUGGCCCCAAUGCCAAACCAGAUUCUCAACCUCUACGACUCGACUUCCUCGGCCCUCAGACUGCAGAAGGUGUUCACAAUUGGUUACUACGACACCUCCCGGCGGGAGGACAAUACCCCACGAUCAGCAGGCCGAUCAACUACACCAGGAUCGCCGUCACGGUGACCCUCCUUCUCGGAGCCUUCACUUUCCUCACGGUGGCGUACCCCUACGUCUUGCCGGUCAUACAAAACCGCAACCUGUGGGCCGGCAUAAGUUUGAUCUUGAUCUUGCUCUUCACGAGUGGCCACAUGUUCAACCACAUCCGAAGGGUUCCCUAUGUCGCCGGGAACGGACGCGGGGGCAUCAGUUAUUUCGCAGGUGGUUUUCAGAACCAAUACGGGAUGGAGACGCAAGUUGUCGCUGCGAUGUACGCCAUACUCGCAUUCGCCGCCAUCAAUCUCGCUUUGAGGGUUCCACGGAUCAAGGAUGCUCGUACCCAACAACUUGCAGUCAUUAUCUGGGCCACCGUCGUUUUCGGCAUGUACAGCUUCUUGAUGAGCGUAUUCAGGAUCAAGAACGGUGGUUACCCCUUCUGGCUGCCACCUUUUUAGAUUCGUUCUAGAUUCUUCAUUGUUAAGAGUCAUCGAGGAUUUGAUUUUGUACACUACACCAUAGAAAAAAGCACCUCGUUCUGCAAUAGGGGAGCGAUCACGAGUAGAACACAGGGAGAGCCAAUAGUAUGAGUAACCUACACAAGGAGCAAAAUAUGAACUUGAAAUGGGAGGCCUUUUGCGUUAACGUAAACUUUACACCGUGACUGAUAUCGAGUCGCAUCACCACCAUCCCUGGUUGAGAUCAGUCAACCUUUCUCCUCGACAUGCGAACUUCCAAGCCCGACU